Messenger RNA from Brassica napus (rape), 1483 nucleotides. RefSeq names its product F-box protein SKIP5-like. The coding region runs from base 97 to 507 and encodes 136 amino acids. The record is from RefSeq and is a predicted model, not a curated record. Gene Ontology annotation, molecular function: protein binding. Lineage: Eukaryota; Viridiplantae; Streptophyta; Magnoliopsida; Brassicales; Brassicaceae. The transcript is spliced from 4 exons.
AGGAGAAGCAUGUUGAAGUCAGGGAUGGUAGAUAAUUGAGUCGGCUGAUCGAUUAUUAACGACGGGGGAUGACUUUAGGGUUCAUCGAUUGCUUCCAUGGAGAUUCCUAAAAUCUCAAAGGUUGACAAGCUAAUCGCCGAGCCGAGGAUGAAGAAGAAGAGAAUGAAACCUGAAUCUCUCACAUCUCUUAACAAUCUCGAUGAUGGUUGCCUCAUGCACAUCCUCAGCUUCCUCUCUCCGAUUCCUGAUAGGUAUAACACAGCACUCGUUUGCCACAGAUGGAGAUAUCUGGCUUGUCACCCUCGCUUGUGGCUACGAGUCGACCCUUUCGUGAAGGAUUUAUCCCUCCCUGGAGUUUUCCACAGCAUUGAAUCAGCUGUGUCUGCUGCCAGACCUGGCGAUACCAUUUUAAUAGUGGCUGGUGGAAGUCAUCGCGUUUCCAAUAUUCAGAUUAAAAAGCCCCUUUGUCUGUUAAGUGGAAGCCCCAAUGUCUUGAGGCUGAAAUAGUAUUUAACCUUCUUCGCUGAGGAAUGGGUUGUGUGCUGCUAAGGCAUAAGUACCAGUGUUCAAUGAAUCAAAUAGUAUUUCAGUUUUCAUCUCAUAUUUUCUUUGUUCAGAUUGGUAGUGGCGAGAUUCCUGAUGAAACCACCCUUGUAUGUUCUAGAGGAUCAGACAGGUUUGGAGCUCAUAUUCCCUUUUAAGUCAUCUCUUUCACUCUGCAGUUUUUUCUUGUAAAUGCUUCAUUGGAGGUUUAGUGUCCUAGUAGUUGCUGCUUAACGCAUUUAUGACAUCAUGUUUUAUGUCACCAUGCUAGUGUUUUUUUAUUUAUCACAAAGAAAAUUCUUUGGUAUACGGCUUUUUGUUGUUGGGUUUCUUUUGCAGUGCCCUGGAGUUGCUAUCAACCUGCAAGCUAGCGAAUCUAACAGUAAAAGCCGAGCUUGGCUGCUGCUUGCUUCACAGGAGUGGAAGGCUAACGAUUGAUGGAUGUGUGCUUCAAUGUGAAACAAACCCUUUGGAUCAUCUUUCAUGCCCAAUUGUGAGCACUGCUGGAGGAGAUGAAGAAGAUAACUUGAGCCGCCAUGUGGAAGUUAAGGAAACUGUUGAUGAAAAGAUUAAGGGAAACAGUGUGACUGUUUUGCAGACAAGGAUUGAGGGAGGUGCAAAGGCUGUUGCUACUAGCGGAGACUUGGUAUUGCAGCGUGUUCGAGUCAUGUACUCGAAGGAUUACCUCUAUUUCUGGUUUGAUGUAGAUCAGGAGUGAGAGUGAUCUCUCUGUUGUAUGUUAGAUUAAUUACUUGCACCUUUUUCUUCAACCUGCAACAUUUGUAACAUUAGGUGGGAUGGUGGUCAACUGGCCAUCUAUCAUUAUUAUCUCCUUUGUUCUUUAUUGUUACUUUUUCUUUUUAAAACAUAAUGUGUAUGAUUAUGUUAAGAAUAAUGUACUUAACAUAAUCAUAUAAAAAUAAUACAUAGUUUUUUCAAA